This is a messenger RNA of Pelodiscus sinensis (Chinese soft-shelled turtle), 4577 nucleotides long. It is a transcript of the gene LCLAT1, whose product is annotated as lysocardiolipin acyltransferase 1. Gene Ontology annotation, biological process: phosphatidylinositol acyl-chain remodeling. The record is from RefSeq and is a predicted model, not a curated record. Gene Ontology annotation, cellular component: endoplasmic reticulum; endomembrane system. Gene Ontology annotation, molecular function: acyltransferase activity. NCBI's taxonomy places the organism in Eukaryota, Metazoa, Chordata, Testudines, Trionychidae.
CUCGCGGCGGCUCAACCGCUGUCACCGGGCCCCCGGCUGCAUGAGGGGCUGAGCCUCUGGCCGCGCGGGUGUGAAGGGGCGGGGGGGUCUCCUCCCGCUGCCGCGGCGCAGAGCCAUGGUGUCAUGGAAGGGGAUAUACUUCUUACUUGCACUGUUCUUGGCAAGUUUUUUUGGGAGUAUUUUCAUGCUCGGACCUUUUCUACCUUUGAUGUUUGUCUCCCCGGCCUGGUAUCGCUGGAUUACUGACCGCAUUGUGGCCACCUGGCUCACACUCCCUGUGGCUUUGCUGGAGAUGGUGUUUGGCGCAAAAGUGGUUAUAACAGGUGAUGGGUUCAUCCCUGGAGAAAGAAGUGUAAUUAUCAUGAACCACCGGACACGAAUGGACUGGAUGUUCCUAUGGAACUGCCUGCUGCGAUACAGCUACCUCAGACUAGAAAAAAUCUGUCUCAAAUCCAGUCUCAAAAGCGUUCCAGGAUUUGGUUGGGCAAUGCAGGUUGCUGCUUUUAUUUUCAUUCAGAGGAAAUGGGAAGCUGACAGGAAUCACUUUGAAAACAUGCUGGAUUAUUUUUGUGACAUUCAUGAACCUCUACAACUCCUCAUCUUUCCUGAAGGAACUGAUCUCACAGCCAAUACCAAAGCCCGCAGUAAUGAAUUUGCUGAAAAGAAUGGACUUCAGAAAUAUGAAUAUGUCUUGCAUCCACGAACUACUGGUUUCACUUUUGUAGUAGAGCGGCUAAGGGAAGGUAAUAAUCUCGAUGCUAUCCAUGACAUAACAGUGGCAUACCCUCAAAAUAUUCCACAAACAGAGAAGCACCUACUUAAUGGAAACUUCCCAAGGGAAAUACAUUUUCACGUUCAUAGGUAUCCAAUACAGACUCUGCCAACUUCCAGGGAAGAGCUGCAGAUCUGGUGCCAGAAGCGUUGGGAAGAGAAAGAAGAGAGACUCCAAUUGUUCUAUGAAGGUGAUAAGUACUUUGAUGUAACAGGGCGAAGCAUAAUCCCACCUUGUAAAUCCGAACUCAGGGUCCUAGUGGUUAAAUGCAUCUCGCUUCUGUAUUGGACAUUGUUCACACUAGCUGUGUUUGUGUUGCUGUACCUGUACAGCUUUGUGAGAUGGUAUUGUGUGACUGUGACUGUCAUUUUUGUUGUUCAACAAAAAAUAUUUGGUGGGCUGGAAAUAAUUGAACUUGCAUGUCAUCAAUAUUUUAAUAAACGACAGAAUGGAUAUAGAAAAGUGGAAUAACCAGUCUAGUGCUAUAAUGGGAGAGAAAGGUAAUGGAUGUUUUUGAGACUUAUUACAGACUUUGUAAACAGGGAAACAUUUUUGCAUGAGAAUUGUAAGUCUUUUUUUACUACCGCCAUUAUUUGUUAAAGACACUUUGCACUUAUUCUGUGAAAAAGGAAAAAAAAAACUAGUUACUGCUACAUGUGAAAAUGGUAAUUUUUAUCUUUGAAUGUAAUUUCUAUAUUGCUCUUGCAAGCAGCUAGCGACUGCAUCGUACUGUACCUAUGAAACAACUUGCUGGAUUAUUUAACAAUCAUUAGGAUGUUAAUAAAUGUGAUGUACACUGAACUUUUUAAAACUGCAGGUCCAAACUGUCCAGCUAAGGGAGACAGAUCUAUGAUUCCUGUACAAUCAUGUUGGCACCAGGCUUGCUUCUUUAACAACUUACCUGUGUGCACAUGCACACAGUCCUAACAUUUUCAAUUUUAUUUUAAACCCUUGUCUCUCAAACUUUCCCAAACAAGACUUAGUAUACUGCUACCCAGCCUAGGUGAAGAUGAGAAACUGAUGUGGAUUCUAAUUUGGGUCUCAUUUUGGGGUGCAGAUAAGGCUAUCCAUUCUGUCCUAGUGUGACUCCAAAUUGAUUUUUUGCAAGACCUGCUUUGCUGUUGUGGGUAUGUUGUAUUUAUUCACACCUGGCAUCUUUUUAAUUUCUCCCUAUAGAAGAAACAUAUCUGAAAACAAGUGUUUUUCAUACAAGGUGAGAGGUCUUGAGUUUGAAGCUAUUACUCUCGCUUUUAAAAUGUUUCCUUCAUUAUUUUAAUUUUCAGCAUUCACCAUAGGAAGACUGAUGUGCAUAUAGAAAAAAACAGCUCUAAAAUUCAACCAAGGCUACAAUUGGUUAUCUAUAGUUAUACGGCAAGAAAAGUGUCUCAGCCUGUCAUAGUACAAGUCAGUUAAGCUACAGUAUUUCUCUUCCCAAACGAUAUCCUUCUUGACCAGCCAAUCACAUCAUUCCUCUUUAAUUCAGGCCACUCCUCUGCAUAAUCUUUCACUUGUUAGACUCUUCCAUUGAAACUUUAUGCAAGAUCCUUUCCUUUUAUGUGGCAUUGGUGGAAAGCCAGAGAAAUCAAAGGAUAUAGGCCUUUCAAAUCCUUACAAGGUGGAGGGGGCUGAAUCUUUCUGAUGUGGUUCGGUCCUAGUCACCUAAGAGGAAUAACAUUCAUAGCGGCAUAGUAUACGGAAUAAAAAAAUUCCAGCACUUAAAUUCCUGUGCUUGACUUUGGCAGUCAGCCUCAAAACAAUGUCUUGCUUUGUGUAUUCUUCCACUGUCAUAGAAUACUCCUUACUUACUAAACACUUUCUAUUUGCUACACAAAUGACUCUGAAGUUGCUUGUGCUAUAUUAAGUUAGUGUGGCUGAGCAUUUGGAAUUAUAUUACUUUGAAAUGCAGCUAUGUGGCACGAAGAGUUUGUCAUAUAGAAAGCUAAACUGCUCAAAUAUUGGUUUACCGUGGCACACAAAUCAUUUUUCUAUUAAAUCUCAAUAUUAGGCAUGUUCUUCAAAGCAUUUGAAUCUAGGCCCACUGUUGGGUGAAAUUGCCUACCUAUAUUUAACUGUCCCUUCUAAGGUGACAGCUGUUUUUAAUCCCUGCUCAUAGUGACUAAUUAGUUAUUAUGCACAAGUACUUGAAGCCAUCUGUUUUACUCCAUGACAUUUUUUAAAAUCUUUUUUCUUUUCUAAAAAUGGCUUCUAAUUUAGGCUUAAGUCUCUUAACUUCCUCUUGUUAUAUUUAGAAAUGUGUGAAUAAAUAGUUUGAUGGCUAGCAUUGUAUUGUCGUGAAUACAGCAGAAAAAGAAGCUCUUUCCACACUAAAUGGGAUGUUUUUAAUGCAGUUCUACUAUAGAAAAAGUAUACCUGCUGUUUACAUUUAUAUACCAACAUUUUAUUUACGAUAACACUAAAUUUUGGUUUAACUCCCUGCACUUUCAGCUAUCUCAAAUCCUGCAAUGGGAGAAAAAAAAUCUUUUUAUAUCUAAUUUAAAGGUGAUCUAAAAGGCUUUUUUACCUGUCCAAGGCUUGAGCUGCUCAUUCACACCUGUAAUAACAAUGAUACUAUAAAGGAUAGUAGCCCUUAAGGGGAUACUAUCGAUCCCAUUGAGAUCAAAUUUGUAAUAUACCCUUAAUGUUGGAACCAUCCUCCAAAUUAUAACUUGAAUUUUUCUUGUGUAAUCACCAUUUGCCUUCUUUUAAUGAAGAGCCACAAGGGUCAGGCCCUGUAAAACACUUCCUGUUAAAUUGCCUGACUGUGCAUGGUAAGUACAAACCCCAUUUCUCACAAGCAAAGUUAUUACUCAGGCUGAUGUACAAAUGUUGAAGUUAACCAAAAAGUCACAUCUAGUUUCAGAUCAAUAAGAGAUAUAAGGAGGAGAGAUUAUUUGAAGCCCAGGUAGUGUAAAAAAAAUGGAGAAAAUUGGUGGAAGGCAGGAGAAGCCUUGCUCAACAGAUCUAAUCAGAAAAUGGGGAAAACUCUCUGGGGAAAUUAUCAUUUUCCUCUUUAUCAAAAUGUCUCUCUUAUCUGGCCAACUUCCAAGAGACUUUUUAUUCCCCCUUGUUUGUUUGGCUGAAGCUCCAUACAUAAAGAGGGCCCAAUUGCUCUCUCUUUAACAUCUCUUGCCUUUGAAAUGUUUCUGUUGCUGCUGGAUUGGAAGACUGGUGUUCUGGGAAUUAACACACAACUGAGUUUUCAGGGGAAGCAUAUGGGCAGCAAGAGACCUCUCAGUUCAUUAGCACAGUUUCUCAGAGCUAUUGUUCUCUCUACUCCCAAUGGCUAUGUUCUGGUGUGUUUUACAAUCACUCUACGGGGUUAACAUGUCUGUUAAUCUCACAUUUCUUGAGAUAAAUAAUGAGCUUAACUUGCCUUUUAGAGGUGCUUUUAAUUUUCCUUAGUCAAAUGUUUUCUUAUCAGAAUUGUGGGUCUCCUUCUCUUUGAUCAGGCAGAGGUUGAACAGCUCACUCUGUGUUUGUUACCAGGCUCCUUCAUCAGAGUGAGACACCGAGAUCUUGUGUUGAAUGUUCAUAAUACAGAAACCAUAGGUGGGUCUGUACGGUGUUGUGUUGAUCAUACUAACUGUAGUGUCUAGUUUUGUGCACUACACCAGUCUCAGUUGUUUCCAAAAAGCAAUCUGUGUUUUUAUAGCUUCAUUUUAUAAGUACGUUGUAAGAAAACAAACACUGGGUUACCACAAAUCCACAGAAUAGCCUUAGUUUUCAAAGUCCACCGAUACGUUAGAAUGUUUGAGCCAUGUAUCUGUUAACUUUCUGUACAGCAACAAUAAAGACUUAGCACAUU